GGGAAAGACAAUAAACUAUAUAGAGAGAGAAACGAAAAAAUAAACACAAAAAACUAGUAGUAAUAAACAAAGAGUUUGAGUUUGUUCAAUCACACACACUGCUUCAGAAAAAAAGAAAAACAAAAAAGAACCCACCUUUAUCUUCUUCCUGUUCUUUCAAGGAAAACAAGAAUCAGAGCAAGGAAGCACAGUAUAAUUGGUCCCUAUCUCUGUCUCCUUCCCUCCCUCCUCUCUAUAUUUAUAUAUAUCCACAUAUAUAUAUAUAUUAAGAUAUAUUUGUUUAAUGGUUGUUGAGCGUAUUGGUGCAUAUAUGGAGGGUGUUUGAUGGAUCUGUAGAUCUAACCCUUUGAGAAAGGCUUAGUUUGAUUCAGAUCUCAGUCCUUUUCAGUUAGCAAGCUUGAAGAAUUGACUAUAAAACUGGUACUAGUGAGAGAGAGACUGGGGAGUUAGGAGAUUUUGGUCAAGAGUGAUCUUAGUUGCAUCCAAUUUUGGAUGUUGAAAAAUCGGCAGUAAUCAGGGGUGAAAUGAGGGAUGCUAUCAAGGUUAAUAAAUAUACUGAGGGCAUGUUGGCGGCCAUCGUCGGGUCUGCAUUCGGGUUCUGAUGCUGCUGGGCGGCAGGAUGGACUGCUUUGGUACAAGGACAGUGGUCAACAUUUGAUUGGUGAUUUUUCAAUGGCUGUUGUCCAGGCCAACAAUUUGCUGGAAGAUCAAAGCCAGGUUGAAUCUGGUUCGCUAAGCUUGUUUGAUUCUGGCCCGUAUGGAACAUUUGUAGGAGUGUAUGAUGGCCAUGGAGGACCAGAAACGUCCCGGUUCAUCAAUGAUCAUCUUUUUCAGAAUCUCAAAAGGGUUACAGCAGAGCAAAAUUCAAUGUCAGUGGAGGCAAUAUGUAAAGCAUUUCAGUCAACUGAAGACGGAUUUCAAUCUGUGGUAGCCAAACAUUGGCCAACAAAUCCACAGAUGGCUGCAGUGGGAUCUUGUUGCCUUGUUGGCAUUGUCUGUGAAGGGAUCCUUUACAUUGCUAAUCUUGGGGAUUCACGGGCUGUGUUGGGGAGGUCAGUGAAGUCAACCGGAGAGGUUCUUGCCAUUCAACUCUCGACUGAGCAUAACGCGAGCAUAGAGUCUAUCAGACAGGAACUUCAUUCAAUGCAUCCUGAUGAUCCACAUAUUGUUGUCCUGAAGCAUAAUGUUUGGCGUGUAAAGGGUGUGAUACAGGUUUCAAGAUCCAUUGGCGAUUUCUACUUAAAAAAGGCAGAGUUCAACAAAGAGCCUUUGUUUUCCAAAUUUCGCUUGCGGGAGCCUAUUAAAAAGCCACUAUUGAGCUCUGAGCCAUCAGUUUCUAUGCAUGAGCUUGAACCGCACGAUCAAUUUCUCAUAUUUGCAUCUGAUGGUCUUUGGGAACACCUCAGUAAUCAAGAUGCAGUUGAUAUUGUACACAAUGGCCCUCGAAAUGGAAGUGCUCGAAGGCUAGUGAAAGCUGCAUUGCAGGAAGCAGCAAAGAAAAGAGAGAUGAGAUAUUCUGACCUCAAGAAGAUUGACCGGGGGGUGCGCAGGCAUUUUCAUGACGACAUCACAGUUGUUGUUUUGUUUAUGGACCCAAACCUUGUAAGUAGGGCCAGCUCUUUAAGGGGUCCCACUAUUUCCGUGAGAGGAGGCGGUUUUAAACUUCGGGCUAAAACGUGAUUUGGUCCAGACCGGUCUCGGGACCGGAACCAUGGCCACCCUUAAUUCCACGGGUAGUAACAUCAUCAUUUGGUUUUGGUUCAUCAAAGAGCAAAAACACUAGCUAGAGAGAGGUCUCAACUAAUUUUAAUUCUUUUGUUGUAAAAUGUAAUCCUUUUUUUUAACAACUCUUAAACAUGCAUCUUCUUUGUUUGUCUCUUUUCACGAAAAUUAAAUUUAUACUCUAAUAAUAAUUAGUUUAAGAAAGUACUUGCGG
Molecule: messenger RNA, 1936 nt
Organism: Cuscuta epithymum
Lineage: Eukaryota; Viridiplantae; Streptophyta; Magnoliopsida; Solanales; Convolvulaceae
Source: the annotation of a GenBank genome assembly